This is a messenger RNA of Cercospora beticola, 2601 nucleotides long. It is a transcript of the gene CYS4, whose product is annotated as cystathionine beta-synthase CYS4. The record is from RefSeq and is a predicted model, not a curated record. Gene Ontology annotation, cellular component: cytoplasm. Gene Ontology annotation, molecular function: cystathionine beta-synthase activity. Lineage: Eukaryota; Fungi; Ascomycota; Dothideomycetes; Mycosphaerellales; Mycosphaerellaceae.
CUCGUCGAAGAUGCUUUCUCCUCCCUGCGAGACACACGUUGCACAGUCCACCGUGAUGAUGCGGCCAAGGUGUUGUUCCUGCGCAGAGACUUCCGGGUGGUCGGCUAUUUGCGGCCAAAGGCAAAGCUAGAAGGGGCGAGGGGCAUUUUCUUGACAAAGACUGGAACUGCAAGGCGUGACCGAAAACGCGCCUGGGGACACUUUUUGAUGGGCAGUGAGUAGGAUCGGGCAUCUCAUAUAUUCUCUCGACAUCUUCACUUUUUCCUUCUCUCACUCCUCUUGACAUACACCAUCACCAUAGACGAUACAGCAUGUCGCACCUCAACUCGAAGACCCCACGGAACCCGCCCGCCGUGAUGGACACCAUUCUCGAGAACAUCGGCCACACGCCACUUGUCCGUUUGAACAAAGUUCCUCAGUCGAUCGGCAUUAAGUGUGCGGUCUACGCAAAAUGCGAAUUCUUCAACGCAGGCGGGAGUGUCAAAGACCGCAUCGCCUUGCGUAUGGUCGAAGCGGCAGAGAAGGAAGGCCGUUUGAAGCCAGGAUACAGCGUACUGAUCGAGCCCACGAGCGGUAACACUGGCAUCGGUCUUGCCUUGGUGGGCGCUGUCAAGGGCUACAGGACCAUCAUCACUUUGCCAGAGAAGAUGAGCAGCGAGAAGGUCAGUGUGCUCAAGGCUCUUGGAGCAGAGAUCAUCAGAACACCAACAAGCGCGGCAUGGGAUAGCCCGGAAAGCCACAUCGGUGUUGCGAAAAAGCUGGAGAAGGAAAUUCCAGGCGGUGUUAUUCUGGAUCAGUACAGCAACCCAAACAACCCGCUGGCACACGAGUUCGGCACCGCGGCAGAGAUCGUCGAGCAAACGAACGCGCUUUCCUCGAGCUUGAAGGCAGUCAUUGCGGGUGCGGGCACCGGCGGUACGAUCACAGGCAUCUCUCGAGGUAUCCGCAAGGCACAUGGAGAUAAGGUCAAGAUUGUGGCAGCAGACCCGAAGGGUUCGAUCCUCGCGGUGCCAGCGCAGUUGAACGAUGAGGGCAAGGACAAGCCAUACAAGGUGGAGGGCAUUGGCUACGACUUCAUUCCAGAAGUGCUUGCCCAGCAAGAGGUGGACGUGUGGUACAAGACAGAUGAUCGCGAUUCCUUCUACUGGGCGCGCAGACUCAUUCGCGAGGAAGGUCUGCUCGUUGGUGGCAGCUCAGGAUCUGCCAUGUCUGCAUGCAUGAAGGCCAUCAAGGAAAUGAACUUGGGCCCGGAAGACUCCGUGGUUGUCAUUCUGCCUGAUAGCAUUCGCAGCUACUUGAGCAAGUUCGUGGACGAUGACUGGCUCGCGGCGAACGACCUACUGCCACCUUCUGAGCCUCUUACCGCACCUCCGACGCCGCCUACGCCAGCUGCUGAGCCAGUCAGCGAGAACGACGGCAAGCCGGAGUCUCUGCCUAUUCUCACAACAACAGAAACGAAGGACCAGUCCAAGGAUGCCAAGAUUCGCGACCUUCGCCUUAAGCCAAUUCAGACUAUCGCUGUCAACCAGACUGUCGACGAUGCAGUCGAGCUCAUGCGAGACAAGGGCUACGACCAGAUUCCUGUCACAGCUGCCUCUGGCAAGCGUCUAGUGGGCAUGGUCACUCUCGGAAACUGCCUCUCGUACCUCUCAUCCGGCCGCGUUACUAUUGCAAGCCCGAUCUCCGACGUCAUGUUCAACUUCAGCCAGAUCGAUGAAGUGAAGCCAAUCGAGAAGAAUCCAGACAGCGCAGAGGGUGACGAGAGCAAGCGUGAAUUUGUCGAGAUCACGAUGAAUACCCCGUUGACAUACCUCGAGCGAUUCUUCGUUUGGAAUGCCGCUGCUAUUGUGACGGAGCGGGAUACCGAUAACUCGCUCAAAGCAGUCGCUGUCGCUACGAAGGUGGAUCUCUUGCUUUGGCUUGUGAGGCAAGGUAGACAGCAAAAGAAUGCGGCUUAGAAAGCCUUCGUCAAUUGGUUAUCUGUUGUUUGAGCGAUGGUGUUGGUGGAUACGAUACGGUCAUUGUGUAGAUCUUGAUAGAUGAAGUAAGCACUCUCUGUCUUUUCUUACACUGCCCACGGUCUGCUCCUUUACACUUGACAACACGAAUUGAAGCACUGGCGAUAGAGUCCUCCGGAACUUAGGAGGUAAAAUGUCAUUUCUCCGCAGAAUUGAGGGCGUGCCGCGGCAACUUUUUGAAUAUCUGGAACCAUUGCCCGAUGUCGAAAAGAGGAGGGCAUAGCUGACAGAAUUCAAUCUCUGCUUUAUCAUACAUCUACACUGGUUCAAGAAAGAGACAUCGGGAAGCAUCGUGGCCGACAUUGAAGCAGAAACAUGCGCUGGCAGAACAAGGACUCUCCAGAUUGUCAUAUUUGAGCCAUCAGGGGCGUUUGGAGCAAUGAGAGCAUCGUGGGAAGCCAUAUGGCGGAGAGAUGAGCGGCAAAAAUAUAGUCUCUCCGCAUUACUUUAUACGUGGCACAGCUGAUGAGUUCGAAAUCUGCGAGCAUUAUACAACAUGUUGAUGCAGAGACAGAAGCUAGAAUCAAAUCGACUCUGGAAUUCCGUAGACUGGCUAUGACAAGUAAGUAACAGAUCUGUGGGC